AUGCAAGGCAGAGAUAUGAAGCUAUCCCUCUCCACCUUCCUACCACCACUCUUCUCCUCGACAAUAGCUCCUCUUCCUCAGAGAUGGGUGCCCCCCCAGAUGAACCUUACCCUCCUCAACACCACCAUCCUUAACAGCACCGAAGUCCAGGAGUUCCGCUACUCCUUCCCGGUUACUGUAUUCUUCUGUCUCGCCUACACCUCUGUCUUCAUCAUAGGUGUCAUCGGAAACGUCUUGGUAGUAUCAGUAGUCUUAAGGACUCCUCGGAUGCGAUCUCCCACAAACCUUUUCAUCGCCAACCUCGCCUUGGCUGAUCUUCUGGUUGAAGGAUAUGUGUUCAUAUCUUCCAAUAAUGAUGAUCUUUUUCCUAAUUUAUCACCAAAGUUCAUUCAUCCAUCUUGA
Nezara viridula (southern green stink bug) is the source of this 402-nucleotide messenger RNA. The record is from the annotation of a GenBank genome assembly. Lineage: Eukaryota; Metazoa; Arthropoda; Insecta; Hemiptera; Pentatomidae.